Molecule: messenger RNA, 487 nt
Organism: Ictalurus punctatus (channel catfish)
Lineage: Eukaryota; Metazoa; Chordata; Actinopteri; Siluriformes; Ictaluridae
Product: histone H2B-like
Exons: 1
Coding region: 31-405 (124 amino acids)
Cellular component (GO): nucleosome
Molecular function (GO): structural constituent of chromatin; DNA binding; protein heterodimerization activity
Source: RefSeq, a predicted model, not a curated record
UUUCUGUUCGUUUAUUCGAGAAGCAGCAUUAUGCCCGAUCCAGCCAAGACCGCGCCCAAGAAGGGAUCAAAGAAAGCCGUGACCAAGACGGCCGGCAAAGGAGGCAAGAAGCGCAGAAAGUCCAGGAAGGAGAGCUACGCCAUCUACGUGUACAAGGUCUUGAAGCAGGUGCACCCUGACACCGGCAUCUCAUCCAAGGCCAUGGGCAUCAUGAAUUCUUUCGUGAAUGAUAUUUUUGAGCGCAUCGCCGGUGAGUCUUCUCGUCUGGCUCAUUACAACAAGCGCUCCACCAUCACCUCCAGAGAGAUCCAGACCGCCGUGCGCCUGUUGCUUCCCGGCGAGCUGGCCAAGCACGCCGUGUCCGAGGGUACAAAAGCCGUCACCAAGUACACCAGCUCCAAGUAAAGCGCGUUACCGCCGUCUUCAUCAACCCAACGGCUCUUUUAAGAGCCACCCACUUUUCAUACAAAUAGUAAUUUACUCUCUU